GUUCAACCACUAACCUCAAAAGGUUCUUUUCCCGGAGUGUGUUUCACUUAUUUACACGUGUUUCAGGAUGGCCCCUACCGAAACAAAGGCCGCCGCGCCGGCCAAGGAUGGCAAGAAGGUCCGCAAGGACCGUAAAAAGGUCCAGAAGGUCAACAAGUACCCGGCCAGCCUGCUCACGAGCGGAAUGUACCGUAUUGUGCGGCGUAAAAUGAUCAAAACGCGCCUCCCGUACUCGUCCGAUGCCGAGAAGAAGACGAAGAAGCCCGUCACUGUUGUGAAGAAGAUUGGCGGUGCCAAGAACGGUGGUGAACGUACCGUGCUGCUCCGUAAGAACAAGGCCGAUCUGCCGACCAAGCGUUUCCCGAGCAAGCCCACUACCAAGGCCUGCUUCCGCAACCACAAGCGCAACAUCCGCAAGUCGCUGAAACCGGGCAAGGUGCUGAUCCUGCUGGCCGGCCGUCACAAGGGCAAGCGUGUGGUGCUGCUGAAGGUGCUCCAGACCGGGCUGCUGCUCGUGACCGGCCCGUUCCAGGUGAACGGUUGCCCGAUGCGUCGUAUCGCCCAGAACUACGUCAUCGCCACCGAUACGCGCAUCAAGCUGAAGGACCUGAAGCUGCCGGAGCACAUCAACGACCGGUACUUCCGUCGCGUUCACCCGAAGAAGGACACGCGCGUCGAGCGGGACAUUUUCGCCCGCAAGGAGUUCAAGUACGUGCCGACCGAGCAGCGUAAGGCUGACCAGAAGGCGGUGGAUACGGCGGUGCUGAAAGCCAUCAAGGGCCACAAGGACGGCAAGCUGAUCGUGCGCUACCUGAAGUCGAUGUUCUCGCUGCGCUCCAACAUGUUCCCGCACCGUAUGAAGUUCUAGAUUGUUGGUAUGAGUGAAUUGUGUCGCCAAAUAGGAUCGGAACUAGCGACGCAGGGGGCGCGUGUAGGGGGACAGCAGGAGGGAAGCAAGGAGUCGGCAGUGGAUGUGCGCGUGUAAACAAAGUGCAACCCCGAAACUGCCAGGUGGUGGCCGACGAUGAGGAUUACUUUACACUAAUAACAUCCCACACGGCUGAGCUCGGAUCAGCGUUAAGGAAAGAAUAAAAUUUAAAGAUUAUCUCUUUAAAUAAGAACCGA
This is a messenger RNA of Anopheles stephensi (Asian malaria mosquito), 1125 nucleotides long. It is a transcript of the gene RpL6, whose product is annotated as 60S ribosomal protein L6. Gene Ontology annotation, cellular component: ribosome; cytosolic large ribosomal subunit. NCBI's taxonomy places the organism in Eukaryota, Metazoa, Arthropoda, Insecta, Diptera, Culicidae. The record is from RefSeq and is a predicted model, not a curated record. Bases 68 to 868 code for a protein of 266 amino acids. Gene Ontology annotation, biological process: cytoplasmic translation; ribosomal large subunit assembly. Gene Ontology annotation, molecular function: structural constituent of ribosome; RNA binding. The transcript has a single exon.